UGCACACACAUUUAGUCAACAUCUUCUGAUGUCACUCAUCUUCAAAUGUGCCAAAGGGUGGCGAAACAACAACAUCAUAUACAAAAUACGUUUUGUGACGACUCGAGUUCUUAUAUUCCCAUUGAUGGCAGUGGCGUACAUCGUACUUCCUUGCUGGAAUUCAUCCAUAACGAUGAAAGAACCACUGAUAAAAUUUAUCAACCACACAGUAGCGUUUGUAAUAUUUCUCUUGCUCCUGGCCCUCUCGUCCACCCAGUCUCUAAAACUACGAGCCGGUGACACACCAAGUGGUUUGGAAUUCCUGAUAAUAUGUUAUGUUUUGGGUCUGAUGUGGUCAGAAUACAAGCAACUUUGGAGCGAGGGACUACUGCGCUAUUUGUCCAGCGGUUGGAACUGGAUGGACCUAUCUAUGUUGCUCAUGCUAUUCGGCGCUUUUUUUAUUUGGACGACAGUAGCGAUUAAAGCCUCGUUCUCGAGCUCGAAUUACACCGAGCAGUUAAAGAUGAUCAUAAGCAUCGCAGAUGGUUUUUACGCAGCAGGAAUCGUCAUGAGUUUCUUUCGACUGAUCUAUUUGUGUCAAAUUAGCCGCUAUCUGGGUCUUCUCCAACUCUGUUUGAGCAGAAUGGUACGCGUUAUUGCCCAGUUUGCUUUCAUAAGUUGUGUCGUAUUGUGGUCAUUCUCAAUAGGAAUGCACAUGCUCUACAACUCCUCGAAACACUAUCCAAGCAAGAACUCGACAAGACAGUCGUUUACCAAUAACAAUAACAUAACAAACAUAGAAGAAAACGGUUUUAUUGGCUUGUCAUGGCAUGGUGACUACAAUGGGUUAUUGAACAGCGUUGUUACAAUGUCGUGGGCAAGUUUCAAUAUGAUCGAAUUAACGAGUUUGAAAGCGUUUGACAACACCAACAUGAUCCAGUUUUGGAGUGCUGCAUUGUUUACGGUCUAUCAUGCUUCAACGAUGAUCGUUCUUCUAAAUAUGCUUAUUGCAAUGAUGGCCAAUUCUUAUCAACAAAUUGAGGACAACAUCGAAAUCGAAUACAAGUUCGCCAGAGCCCAGAUGUGGGUGGAAUUCUUCGACGACGUCGCGACACUUCCUACUCCGUUCAACAUCAUUCCGACACCCAAAACGAUUUACAGAAUAUUUUACCUGAUCAUCGAAAAGAUUUGGGGCAAAUCUUGGGGCAAAUCGUAUCACGUUAAGAAGCGUUUCUCCCUGCAUCGUGCAGGCACUAUUGAUAGCAGUCAGAGGAAGCAAGCCUAUUUGAAACUUAGUGCGCAACUGGUGAAACGUUAUCUGGCAAAACGCAGUUUGAGUGAGAAGAGAACGGAUGCAGACAGCGGAAUGCUUCAAGCUAUUGAAUCAAGCAAGACCGAAUUACGACAAACAUUAAAAGAAAUAAUAAAAUUUAUCGAGCUUCGAAAGAAAAAGGAAAAUAAAUGAGGCAUGUUUUUAUCAGAGCACACUUUAAUACAUGUUUAAACCUUUA
Xenia sp. Carnegie-2017 is the source of this 1490-nucleotide messenger RNA. Its product is annotated as short transient receptor potential channel 4-like. The coding region runs from base 29 to 1444 and encodes 471 amino acids. Gene Ontology annotation, cellular component: cation channel complex; membrane. The record is from RefSeq and is a predicted model, not a curated record. Gene Ontology annotation, biological process: regulation of cytosolic calcium ion concentration; calcium ion transmembrane transport; manganese ion transport. Gene Ontology annotation, molecular function: inositol 1,4,5 trisphosphate binding; store-operated calcium channel activity. The transcript has 5 exons. Lineage: Eukaryota; Metazoa; Cnidaria; Anthozoa; Malacalcyonacea; Xeniidae.